Punctularia strigosozonata HHB-11173 SS5 is the source of this 1959-nucleotide messenger RNA. RefSeq lists its product as uncharacterized. The coding region runs from base 1 to 1959 and encodes 652 amino acids. The record is from RefSeq and is a predicted model, not a curated record. The transcript has a single exon. Gene Ontology annotation, molecular function: oxidoreductase activity, acting on CH-OH group of donors. NCBI's taxonomy places the organism in Eukaryota, Fungi, Basidiomycota, Agaricomycetes, Corticiales, Punctulariaceae.
AUGUAUUUUCGCCUGGCCACAGAGGGGUCUGCUAGCGGGUAUACCGUUGCUGCGGUGGGUGGCCAGCAGCGUGACAGCGCGUGGCGCUCACUGGAGACCUGGCGGGAAACGGCCUCCGUACCCGAUGCAUUCUACGUGGAGCUGAUAAAAGAACUUGUCCUCAGGAUCACGAGCGACACCUUGUGCGGCCACUGGCCCCAAGAAAUUUGCGACGAUCUUCUACUUAACCCUGCGGCUUCGUACUACAGAAGGGCCGAAGGCGCAUUGCGACUUUCGUACCCAGUCUCUCUCCCUCUUCAUCAACUCCUCAUCGAUAAGCUGAACCUCUGUAUUGACGACUCGCCGGAGCAGCGAAGCGCGGCAUGGCCUCUCCCCACCCCGCACUGGCAGUGGGGUAGAGUGGCCUCUCGGUUCAGGGACGAUCGCAACUUCACCUUCGCGGAGGGCGCGUAUAGCACAGUGGACCGUCUUCUGACAACAGCCAUGGAUAACCAUCCUGAGAAAGAUACACCUGUUGACCUCGACGAGGUUCCCCCUGGCGGCGCCCACGUGAUGGUCAACGCGCAAGUACACCGCCUCGAAUCACAGCCUGGGAGCAACACGGCGGGUCGACCUCUCGCGCGUGUUGUGGUGAGGCAUGACGGAAAGGACUUCAAGAUCCAUUGUCGACAUGCUGUCUUAUGCGCCGGCAGCGUCGAAAGCGCUGCCAUCUUGUUACGAAGCGUGGACGGCGAUACUAGUCAGUAUGGGGGCAAUUUCACAGAGGAAUUCGGGCGUCUUACAGAUCAUCAUAUGCUCUAUGUGACGCUGCCAUUCGUGUAUCGGAACAUGAUGUACAGAGACAUGCUCGGUGGCAUGAAGCUCCAGACGGAUAUCACGUUUCGUGAUAAGGAGGGCAAACCCCAAGGGACCGCACUCGUUAACAUCUCCGUGGACGCUGAAUCCUUCCUACCUCGAGGAUGUCUUUCUGCCACCCGAUUCCCGCAACUCGUCAUCGUCUACAUGCUCCCCACUUGUCUGAAUCCAAACAACUCCGUCAAACUCGAUUCGUCUAGACAACACCCCGUCAUUGACGUUGACUUCGCCAAGGUUCCCUAUCUGGAAGAGAAGAAGGAGGUCAUGCGCAGUUUCGCCCUCGCGUCCAUGAAGGCGAUCGCCACCACGCUCAAUCUUCAAUAUCUGGAACAGACAAACGUCGGCUCUUCUCCACAUGUGUUCAAUCUUAUCUCGCUUGAAGAUCUGGACAGCAAGGUCAAACUUGGCACAAUUCCUCUCGGAACCGUCGCCCACGAGUUGGGCACUAUUCCAAUGCCUGACCACGACAACAAGGGCGGGAUCGUUGACCACGACUUGAAGAUGAAGUACGGGUGGAGCAACGUCUCCGUCUGCGACCUCUCCGUUUUCCCGCACUCGCCUGGCGCGAAUCCCUCCCUCACCCUAGCCGCACUGGCGCUCCGCCAUUCCGACUAUCUCAUCCCCCCACGCCAGGUGCUCCGCACAUCCCGGCCCAUCCGUGUUUACAACAUGACGCCCAUCGAUGUCUACGCUCGCGUGACCCUCUCAGAGAACUCAUCAGACGCGCAGGCCAUGGGGCCUCUGGAGUCUGUGAUUGCGCCGGGAAAUUACUGCGAGUGGAAGCGGCAGACGAGGGAAGCACUGUUCGUGUACGCUGUGCCACGGCCUACCCCCUUGCUUUCCGUGUGGAGUGAACGGCCCCCGUCUCAGCCCGAUUUCUCGGUCCAGGCCGUUUGGCCCGGGACUGUCGCACUCAUUGUCGCGCCACCCCCAGCGCCAGUGGUGCCUCUCCCUCACCCGUCUCCGUGGGGAGAAGGACACCCCGAAGGCUUGGACGGCCUCCCUGUUGGCUUCGGCGAUAAAUCGACGGGGCCCAUCUCGUAUAUCAGUACGCAAGCCUCGCGAUCAUCUUCUAUCCACUAUCCUGUUCAUGGUGCGUUCUGA